Triticum aestivum (bread wheat) is the source of this 3184-nucleotide messenger RNA. Its product is annotated as receptor-like protein EIX2. The coding region runs from base 1 to 2841 and encodes 946 amino acids. The transcript is spliced from 2 exons. The record is from RefSeq and is a predicted model, not a curated record. Gene Ontology annotation, molecular function: protein binding. NCBI's taxonomy places the organism in Eukaryota, Viridiplantae, Streptophyta, Magnoliopsida, Poales, Poaceae.
AUGGCCACAGCAACUCCACCAUCUUCCACGAGCUACCUGCUCAUCAUCCUAGCCCUAGCACUAGCAGCCUCUGCUGGAAGUGGAAACGGGAGCUGCAUCCCGGCAGAGAGGGCGGCGCUGCUCGCCUUCAAGGCCGCCAUCACAAGCGACCCGGCGAACCUCCUCGGCUCAUGGCAUGGCCACGACUGCUGCCAAUGGGGCGGCGUGAGGUGCCACAGCCGGACAGGCCACGUCGUCAAGCUCGACCUCCACAACGAAUUCGUCCAAGAAGAUUACGCUUCUUUUUGGUUCCCUGGUAACCAUUCGCUGCAUGGCCAGAUAAGUUGUUCGCUGCUCGCUCUGCCCCAUCUCAAGCAUCUCAACCUUAGCGGGAAUAUGGUUCUCGGAGAUGGAAGGCCUAUACCAGAGUUCAUGGGUUCCCUCCGGAGAUUGACACACCUUGACCUAUCUUCCUUGAAUUUUAGUGGUAGAGUGCCUCCUAAGCUAGGCAACCUAUCCAAACUCGUAUAUCUUGACAUAAACUGUGGUAGGACCUCUGAUAUGAUGACAUACUCAAUGGAUAUUUCUUGGUUAGCCCGUCUCCCCUCACUCAAGCAUCUCGACAUGGGCGGUGUGAACCUUAGCGCAGCGGUAGACUGGGUUCAGACACUAAACAAGCUUCCGAACCUGGUUGUGUUGGAACUCAAUUAUUGUGGCCUUAAUGAUUAUUAUAGUAGGAGUACGUCUCUCCUACUCCACAACCUCACGCUUCUUGGGGAACUUGAUCUCUCAAACAACCAUUUAAACAGUCCAGCUGUAAAGAAUUGGCUUUGGGGUUUAACAAGCCUCAAAAGCCUAAUCAUAUACGGUGCUGAAUUAGGGGGAACUUUUCCUCACGAGUUGGGAAACUUGACCUUAUUACAGACCCUUGACCUGUCAUUCAACGACAUCAAAGGGAUGAUACCGGCGAGUCUGAAAAAAGUGUGUAAUUUGAGAUAUCUAUACCUCGAAGUGAACAACAUCGAUGGGGACAUAUCAGAACUAAUUCAAAGGCUACCGAAUUGUUCUUCUAAGAAUCUGCAAGUCCAGACUUUGGGAGAGACCAACAUCACAGGGACAACAUUACAAUCACUUGUAAACCCAUCCAGCUUAAACACGCUUGAACUUAGUUUCAACCACUUGAGAGGUUCCGUGCCCGUGGAGAUUGGGACACUUACAAAUUUGACCAACUUGUCCCUUAAGUUUAACAAACAUACUGGUGUGAUAUCCGAGGAUCAUUUUGCUGGUCUGACGAAUUUAAAAGAAAUUGACUUGUCUUACAAUAAUGGUUUGGCAGUCAUCGUGGAUUCGGAUUGGGAACCUCCCUUCAACUUGCAAUUGACAAGGCUUGCAUCUUGUCAUUUGGGCCCCCAGUUCCCUAAAUGGCUGCGAUCGCAAAAAGGCAUUGUACUUCUUGAUAUUUCAAAUGCAGUGGAAAUACUUUUUCUCCAGUCAAAUCAUCUAACUGGUUUGCUUCCACAAUUACCAAGAACAAUUGUAUUCUUGGACAUCUCCAGAAAUUGUUUAAGUGGGUUUGUGCCAUCAAAUUCACAAGCUCCAUCUUUAGAGGCUGUCGUUCUCUUUUCCAACUGUAUAAUUGGGGCUAUUCCAAGGUCAUUUUGUCAGUGGUCAAAUCUGCGGCUCUUAGAUCUUUCAAACAAUCUGCUUGUAGGGCAACUUCCUGACUGUGGCAGAAAAGAACAGAGACGAUGGCAUAACACAAGUAACAACACUUCAAGGGUCAGAAUCACAAGCCAUUUCGGUUUGGAAGUCCGUACCCUCCUUCUAAGAAACAAUAGUCUUUCAGGUGGAUUCCCUUCACUCCUACGACGGUGCCGAAAUCUUCUUUUCCUCGACCUAGCUCAAAAUAAAUUGAGUGGAGACCUACCUGCAUGGAUUAGUGAUCGAAUGGCAGCUUUGAUCAUGCUACGCUUAAGAUCGAACAACUUCUCAGGUCACGUUCCAAUUGAAAUAACUGGACUUCUUGCUCUUCGCAUCCUUGACCUAGCUAAUAACACCUUUUAUGGGGAUAUUCCACAAAGUUUAGUGAACUUCGAAGCUUUGACUGCCAUUAAUGAAGCUGUAGAUCCAGAAAACAAUCCUUUCACAGAAGAAUAUAUUGGAGCGAUGUCGUACGACAAUAUGGGGCUGACUGGUGAUAGUUUAUCAGUUGUCAUAAAAGGCCAAGUGCUUGCCUACAGGGAGAAUAGUGUAUAUUUGAUGAGUAUUGAUUUAUCCUGCAACAGUUUAACUGGACAAAUCCCAGAAGAUAUUACCUCUCUUGUUGGACUCAUAAACCUGAAUUUGUCAUCAAACUUCUUGAGCGGAAAUAUCCCAUACAAGAUUGGAAAUCUGCAAGCACUCGAGUCUCUUGAUCUCUCAAAGAACCAGCUUUCUGGUGAAAUUCCUUUGGGCUUAUCAAAUUUGACAUCAUUGAGCUAUAUGAACUUGUCAUAUAAUGGUCUAUCAGGUAGAAUACCAUUGGGGCGUCAACUAGAUACCCUUAAAACAGAUGAUCCAGCUUCUAUGUACAUUGGCAACCCUGGUCUUUGUGGACGUCCCCUUCCAAAGCAAUGUCUUGGAGAUCAACCAACUCAAGGAGAUUCAGUAAGAUGGGAUACAUAUGGUCCAUCUCAAAUGGAUAUUUUGUUUAGCCUGAUUGUGGGGUUUGUGGUAGGCCUCUGGAUGGUAUUAUGUGGCCUUGUGUUCAUGAAGAAAUGGAGGUACACUUAUUUCAGGUUACUUGAUAAGUUAUCUGACAAGGUCUAUGUCAUCUCUGUUGUUACUUGGCACAAAUGGUCUAGAAACAUUGGCGAAAAUUAAGCUACUUAGCUACACAAAUAAGGAGGAUGCAGGACUUAAUAUUAUAUUAAUUUUCUGUGUCAUGCUUUCUCAUUGAGAAUAUCAUCACUAUAAGGUGAAGUCAUUGUAUCUCGUUACUGGUUGAAUGUUGAAGUUUGCUUGUUGUGCUUGUUAGAUGUUAUGGUGCCAACCAGAGUCAUGUAACUUGUCUACGGUGUCUUAUAAACCUACACGUAUCUAGAUUAGGUGUUUAUUAAGUUUAACCAACUUAAUCUAGAGAUAUGAGUCGGUUGUAACAAUGUAAAUCUCUUGACCAGAGUUAUCGGUCCCCUUCAAUAAAUUCCACGCGGCCUCUCUCGAGAGG